Drosophila guanche is the source of this 2550-nucleotide messenger RNA. Its product is annotated as negative elongation factor B. Gene Ontology annotation, biological process: negative regulation of transcription elongation by RNA polymerase II. Gene Ontology annotation, cellular component: NELF complex; nucleus. Lineage: Eukaryota; Metazoa; Arthropoda; Insecta; Diptera; Drosophilidae. Bases 289 to 2064 code for a protein of 591 amino acids. The record is from RefSeq and is a predicted model, not a curated record. The transcript is spliced from 3 exons.
AAUUGUACCAAGUACAACACAACAAGACAAAACUACCCAUCGCUAAGGAAAUAUAAUAAUUCUAUCAAUUCUUCGAAAAAGAACAAAUUAGCUCGUACCAAACAUUAAUCGAGUUCAUCGACAAAAUUGGAGUAAAACUGUAACAAGUUACAUAUCUCGACGUGGCGAUUUCCACCUUGUAAAGGCGGGCGGCCAAAUAAUCCCCCUCUACCCAAGGGUAGAGCGGUAACAUAAAACAUAAAAAAAAUUAAAUAAAUUGCCUCAUAAAACGUGUUAAAUUGAAAAAGAAUGAGCACACCCGCUAAAAAUAAUGGCACGGGACUCGAGGACGUUAAUAUACCGGGGCAGGCGUACCUGCGCGAGGCCCUCACCUCCUGCACGGACCCACUCAAAGCCAUUGAGAGUUUUCAGCUGGAGAAUGGGGUGCUGUUGCCGUCGUUACGGCCCAUGCUGCCGCUGCUGGACCUCCACGGAGUGCGGCGUCUGGAUUUCCACACGUCACUCAUGGAGGAGCUGCGCGACAAGCUAAUCGCCCACAUCAACGAGCUGGGCCAGAAAGAGCCCCGCGAGCGAGACAAGAAGCUGAAGGAGUUGCUGGUGAAGAGCUUUCCCGUCGUGCGGGUCAAGUCACUGAGGCCGGUGGUGAUGGCCAUUCUGAGGAAUACACAGCACAUCGAUGACAAGUACCUCAAGAUUUUGGUGCGCGACCGGGAGCUGUACGCCGACACGGACACGGAGGUGAAGCGCCAGAUCUGGCGGGACAAUCAGUCGCUGUUCGGCGACGAGGUUUCACCCCUGCUCUCGCAGUACAUCCGGGAGAAGGAGCACAUCCUCUUCGAUCACACAAACCUCAACAAUUUGUUCUUCCAUCCGACGCCCAAGGUGCGACGGCAGGGCGAGGUGGUGCAGAAGCUGGCCAACAUGAUCGGCACCAGCGUGAAGCUGUACGACAUGGUGCUGCAGUUCCUGAGGACUCUCUUCCUGCGCACCCGCAAUGUGCACUAUUGCACGCUGCGAGCGGAGCUGCUGAUGGCGCUGCACGACCUGGAGGUGCAGGAGAUCAUCUCGAUUGAUCCCUGUCACAAGUUCACGUGGUGCCUGGACGCCUGCAUCCGUGAGAAGAAUGUGGACAUCAAGCGAUCGCGCGAGCUGCAGGGCUUUCUCGACAACAUCAAGCGCGGCCAGGAGCAGGUGCUGGGCGAUCUCUCGAUGACCCUCUGCGAUCCGUAUGCCAUCAACUUUCUGGCCACCUCGGCCAUCAAGAUACUCCACCAUUUGAUCAACAACGAGGGCAUGCCGCGAGACAAUCAAAUUCUGAUCCUUCUGCUGCGAAUGCUGGCACUCGGGCUCAGUGCCUGGGUGAUGAUCGACUCGCAGGACUUUAAGGAGCCGAAACUGGACUGCCAGGUGGUCACCAAGUUUCUGCCCGCCCUCAUGUCGCUCAUGGUGGAUGAUCAGUGUCGCAGCCUGCACGGCAAACUGCCGCCGGAUGAGCGAGAGUCUGCGUUGACCAUCAUUGAGCAUUCGGGUCCGGCGCCCGAUGCCGUCGAGGCGUACAUACAGGAGAGCGCGGUAUCCAGCAUUCUGGCCAUGUACUACACGCUGCACACGGCCCGCCUCAAGGAUCGUGUGGGUGUGCUGCGCGUGCUGGCCAUACUCUCCGCCUGCAAGGAUCAUCGAGCGUACGAGGAUCCCUUCCUGCACUCCCUGAUCGCUCUGCUCAUUCCGAUGAGCGAUGAAUUCUCCACGGAGGACUUUUGCACGACCCUCUUCGAUGAGUUCAUCUUUGCGGGCUUGACGCGCGAGAAUGUAACGUCGCGGCACAUGCUGAAGCUGCUGUGGUAUGUGCACAACAAGUUGCCCUCCUGCCGCUUGGGCACACUCAUGAAGGCCAUGCAACCGACAACGGCCCACAAUGAGCAUGUGCACAAGCUGUACGAAACGCUGACGGAUCGAAUUGCGGCGGGUGCACCAGAGACCCCGGUGGUGGAGACACCGCCAGCGGACUUUGAUUCGCCAUUGAAGUCGGUGCCAACGCCAGGUCCGCACUACAAUGCCCAAUAGCCAAAGGAAACGGUGGUCGCGGUAACAGCGGCUGUCGUCGGAUGAUGGACAAUCUUACACGUAAUAGAUCUAAAGCUGAUUAGAUGAUGGUUGGCAGACACAUGAAGCAACUCUACAAGGAGGUCUCAAUAAGUGCGAGUGUAAGUGCGUUUGAAGGCAACGUGAAAGGCAAACGAGUUUAUGUUUGUUUUAUAAUUUGACCAGCAAACAUGCACUGAACUCUAAGGGCGCAAGGCAGCCGACGAGAUCACCUCGUAUAAUUGCAGUUUAUUAGUAGCUGUAGAAUGUUCUGCUUUUUCCACUGAGCCUGUGCUUCGUUUUAUGCCAUUGCAAUUAAUCAACAGACACUUAUAGCUCAUGUCCGUCAUACAAUGUCUGUCCGUGUUUGGUGGGGGAAACUUAUCAAGAUUAUAUCACACACACACAAACCCUAAUAGCAGUUGCCUUAAAUCGUGAAACAUAAAACAAACAAAAAACUAGAAAUAC